GUGGAGGGACACGUCUGUCCUCCCAGCCUGUCGGUGGCGCUGUGUGGAGGAGUUUGAGGAAACACUUCCUGGUUGAGAGAGGAAGGGAGAGAGUGAGUGUGGAAAACAAAAACAGAGGGAGAGAAGAAGGGAGUCGCCAUCGAGAGGUAAGGGGCAGCAUCAGCUGUCAUGACCGAGGACAAGGGGCAGCACCCCCUGGUCCUGAGGGAGCGGGCAGUGUUGGCGCUGACCGCAGGCCAUUCGCAGGCGUUGAGCGCCCUGCUUCAGGACAUGGUGCGGGCACGGUGCCCGCUGGAGGAGAAGUACCAGGAGGUGGAUGUGACUAAGGUCCUGCGCGAGAACGUGGCGGCGAAGGUCCAGCCGAACGAAGGGCUCGUCACCAUCAGCAGAGCCUUCAACAUCCUGGAAAAGUAUGGGCGGAACCUGCUGUCUGAGCACAAGCCCAAAUUCUGGAGGGCCGUGAAAUUUAACAACCCGGUCUUCAAAACCACUGUGGAUGGAAUCAACGGAGGUCGAUCGAUCCUGCGUUUAUAUGGUUAUACUGUGGAGCACAGCGAUGGAAUGAGCUUCCCUGAUGACACAGAGGAGCCAGACCACAGAAAAGUGGCAGCAGUGACUCUCGAAGUGGCGAUGCUGCAGAUUGAACUCAACCUUUUGCAAAAGGAGCGACCGCUCAGUGGGGGACCUGGCAGUGAUCCCUAUAGGCUCGCGCCUCGCACCAGGGCUCCGUGCCCAGGGUUCCAGCCGCUCCGGAGCAGUGCACGCGCGGUUUGUUCUUUGUGCCGUGUCUCCGUGCCAGUCCCACUAGAUGUUUCCUGCGCCGUGUGCAGUAAGGAAGAGCUGUCCAUCCACUGCCAGAACUGCGGCUGGCUCUUGUGCCGGGAUUGUGACGCCCUCUACCACCGUCACCCGUCCCGCGGCGGGCAUCAGCGGAUCGCGCUGCUGGGCGGGGGGGCUGCCAACGCAGUGCCGCUGCCUCCCAGCGAGGACCUGAGCAGAGCCUCUCUUGGAGCGCCGGCCCCUCCCAUGGGGGGCCUGUGGGCAGCCGUUCCUGGCUCUGUGCCGCCCCCUGUAACUGAGCAGCGGGAGGAAGUUUCACGAAGGCCUGGAUUGGCCUGGCGCAGCCUGAGCAUGGAGCAGCCGAGCUGCGUGCCGGCAUCCAGGCCAGACAGGCGCUUGUCGGAGCUGGGGGCAGUGCCCGGGUCUCGGGGGCCCUGGGCCUGUGCCAGCUGCGGCCUGGUGAACGAGGGCCGGGCCGUGCUGUGCGGGGCCUGCGAGAGGCCUCGGGCAAGUCCUGCCCCCGCGGCGGCCUCCUCCUCUGCCGCUGCCCCGAGGGAGGGCUGGGCCUGUCGGGCUUGCACCUUCCAGAAUGAGGCCUGUGCCGUGCUGUGCAGUGCCUGUGAUAGGCCUCGCCUGGCCGGUAGGCCCAACGUCGCCGUCACCACGACAACCAACUCCAUCCUCCAGCAGACUCUUCCACCACCGCCCUCCCAGCAGCAGGGCUGGGAGUGUCAGUUCUGCACCUACCUCAACCUGAACGCGAGCCAGAUCUGUGAGGUGUGUGAGCAGGCCAGCGCCCGCGCCGGGCAGGGCCAGGCGGUGCCGGCUGGGACCAGCCCCCGCCCCAAGCAGCAGAGGCUGGAGGAGCGUCUGGGGGCCACGCCGUCAGGAGAUGGGUCAGACGAGGCGGACCAGGCCAGGCAGGAGGAGAUGCGAGCGGCGGGACUGUGCUUGGUGCAGAUGAUUCGGAUGGGUGAGGAACAGCUGGUGAGUCCCGAGGAGGUGUGCUGUGCUCUCCGUAGCUCGGGGACAGAGGAGCCCCUGGUCUGGCUGCAGACAGAGCUUCCCCAGAUGCUGGACAGCAUUGCCGACCUGGCAUCGCAGAAGGGCCAGGCCAUGCCCGAGAACGAGGUGGGCCCCGUCACCAGGGACGAGGCCCGACAGGCUUGGCUGCUCAGCGGAGGAGACUUCGAGGAGGCAGUGGGCGAGUGUGUGAGAACCCGAGCCAGGAAGGUACGGCUC
Molecule: messenger RNA, 2022 nt
Organism: Rhincodon typus (whale shark)
Lineage: Eukaryota; Metazoa; Chordata; Chondrichthyes; Orectolobiformes; Rhincodontidae
Product: E3 ubiquitin-protein ligase RNF31-like
Exons: 9
Biological process (GO): protein linear polyubiquitination
Cellular component (GO): LUBAC complex
Molecular function (GO): K63-linked polyubiquitin modification-dependent protein binding; K48-linked polyubiquitin modification-dependent protein binding; zinc ion binding
Source: RefSeq, a predicted model, not a curated record